AUGCUCGAUACAAAAAAUGUAAAUGAAGGACUAACAACUGCUUGUCUUGGUAUUCCACCAACGAUCAGUGAAGCGAUUGAUAUAAUAAAAAAUUCAGAUGAAGGCGAUGAAAUUGAAAGAACUUAUAUAACAACCGCUUGUUCUCGUUGUAAGAAACGUCAUAUAAAAUGCGAUGACCAAAAGCAUUCAUGCCAUAACUGUGAAGAAAAGGGUCAUAUUUGCAUUCGUAUUCCGCCGAAUGUUUCGUGUGGCCGUCCCAAGAAGAAAACUAGAAAACCUAGGAUAAAACGAUUGAACAAAUUUAACGAUGUCAUGAAAGAUUUACUCAACCAUGAAGGCGUUGGUGUUGACGGAAAUAACAAUAACAAUAAUAGAUUGACGCCCUCCUCAUCUUUUCAAAGUACAUUGCCAACACCUUCAUAUUCGUUCACAUUUUCGCAUGAUACUUACGACAUUAACAAUAACAAUACUGUCAUUCGAAGUAGCAACUUGACUGAUUCACCAAUUCAAGCUCCGUUCAGCUUUUUUGACAUCCCCAAUCGAUACAAUGUACACCAAAUUCAGAUUCAAAUUCCACCUGAAAACAUUAGUGAUUUUGUGCUUGGUCCUAAUGCAUUAACUACAAAUGUUGAUCUUGAUAUAGUUAAUGAUAACUAUGGAGGUGAAGUAGAUCCAAUACUAUUCCAUCAUUUGUUAAUGCACGGUUCGUUAGAUUCAUUCAAUAGUUCUACACCAAUAAAUAAACAAUAUGUGGAUUACUUGAAAACAGUAUCUAUCUCAAAUGCAAAUAUAGCAAAUGUUGGUAAUUACCAACUCGAUGCUUCUCCUAUUGAUGUAUCUCAAGUUGGAAAACCAUUUAUUGGAGAGCAGGGUCCUCCUUAUUAUAAUCAUCAUCAUCAACAAUAA
This is a messenger RNA of Entrophospora sp. SA101, 906 nucleotides long. Lineage: Eukaryota; Fungi; Glomeromycota; Glomeromycetes; Entrophosporales; Entrophosporaceae. The record is from the annotation of a GenBank genome assembly.